CAUUUUGUGGUAAAGAGGCAGCAAGGUAGCCUGGUCGAGGAGAUAAGGUAGCAUAGUUCUUUUAAGUUAGGGGUUGCUACCCUUUGCGAAAUUUAAGAAAAAAUGGCAUCGGCAUCUCUCCUUAAGUCCUCCCCAGUUCUUGACAAGUCCGAGUGGGUGAAGGGCCAGAGCCUCCGCCAGCCUUCUGUCUCAUAUGUUCGCUGCCACCCCACCUCCCCUUCUGCUCUCAACGUGCGUGCCAGCUCCUAUGCUGAUGAGCUUGUCAAAACUGCGAAAUCCAUUGCAUCACCAGGGCGUGGAAUUUUGGCCAUGGAUGAGUCAAAUGCAACCUGUGGGAAGCGUCUAGCAUCAAUUGGACUAGAGAACACCGAGGCUAACCGCCAAGCUUACCGUACUCUCCUUGUGUCUGCUCCUGGACUUGGACAAUACAUCUCUGGUGCCAUCCUUUUUGAGGAAACUCUCUACCAAUCCACCGUCGAUGGUAAAAAGAUAGUAGACGUGCUGGUUGGGCAAAACAUCAUCCCUGGUAUCAAAGUUGACAAGGGUUUGGUGCCUCUAGCCGGUUCCAACGAUGAAUCAUGGUGCCAAGGUCUUGAUGGCCUUGCUUCCCGCUCUGCUGCUUACUACCAACAGGGAGCUCGUUUCGCCAAAUGGCGUACCGUUGUGAGCAUUCCCAAUGGUCCAUCUGCUCUGGCUGUGAAGGAAGCAGCUUGGGGUCUUGCCCGCUAUGCUGCCAUUUCUCAAGACAACGGAUUGGUCCCAAUUGUGGAGCCAGAAAUCUUGCUUGAUGGUGAUCAUGGAAUUGAGAGGACUUUUGAAGUGGCACAGAAGGUUUGGGCUGAGGUUUUCUUCUACCUCGCCGAAAACAACGUCUUCUUUGAGGGUAUCCUCCUCAAGCCCAGCAUGGUCACUCCAGGAGCUGAGUGCAAGGACAGAGCCACCCCUGCACAAGUUGCCGACUACACCCUCAAGCUCCUCCACAGAAGAAUCCCCCCAGCUGUCCCUGGAAUCAUGUUUUUGUCUGGUGGGCAAUCUGAGGUUGAAGCAACCUUGAACUUGAACGCCAUGAACCAAGGUCCGAACCCAUGGCACGUGUCGUUCUCAUAUGCUAGAGCUCUUCAGAACACUUGCCUGAAGAAGUGGGGUGGCAGACCAGAGAAUGUGAAGGAAGCUCAGGAAGCACUGCUCCUCCGUGCCAAGAACAACUCCCUUGCACAGCUAGGCAAAUACACCGGUGACGGAGAGUCAGAAGAGGCAAAGAAAGAAUUGUUCGUCAAGGGCUAUGUGUACUAAGCAGUACUAGUUUGUCUCUGUGUGUGUGUGUGAAAGAGAGAAAGCUAUAGAUGGAUAUGAGAAGAAGAUGAUGGAAAACAAUAUUGAAAACUUGUAAUGCUUUUUUUUAUAACCAUGGAGACUAUUUUUGUUGAUGAUGAUUACAUGUACUUUGUAGCAACUUGAUAAACUUCUUGGUAAUGAGUUAGUUUGGUGUGUACUGUUAGAAA
Molecule: messenger RNA, 1502 nt
Organism: Ziziphus jujuba (common jujube)
Lineage: Eukaryota; Viridiplantae; Streptophyta; Magnoliopsida; Rosales; Rhamnaceae
Product: fructose-bisphosphate aldolase 1, chloroplastic
Exons: 6
Coding region: 103-1293 (396 amino acids)
Biological process (GO): fructose 1,6-bisphosphate metabolic process; glycolytic process
Cellular component (GO): cytosol
Molecular function (GO): fructose-bisphosphate aldolase activity
Source: RefSeq, a predicted model, not a curated record